This is a messenger RNA of Myxozyma melibiosi, 784 nucleotides long. Its product is annotated as ERG2/sigma1 receptor-like protein. The record is from RefSeq and is a predicted model, not a curated record. Gene Ontology annotation, biological process: ergosterol biosynthetic process. The transcript is spliced from 5 exons. Gene Ontology annotation, cellular component: endoplasmic reticulum. Lineage: Eukaryota; Fungi; Ascomycota; Lipomycetes; Lipomycetales; Lipomycetaceae. Bases 47 to 700 code for a protein of 217 amino acids.
UACACAGUUUAUAGAACUUGCGAUAAUAGACUUGAAGAGAAACAAAAUGAAUUGGUUCAAGCUGUCGGUUAUCAUCGCGGUGCUGCUGCCGGUGUACUAUUACCUCGACACGUACGUCCUGCCGACGCUGUUCAUCUUUGACACCGAGGUUCUCCAGCAGAUUGUCAAUGACUCGCUGGCAAUUGCGCCGAAAGACAACACCACGGCGCUGUUUGUCGAGAUCAACCGUCGUCUUCGCGAGGUGUAUGGCGACAAGGUGAACGAGUUCAACACCGACGACUGGAUGUUUAACAACGCGGGAAACGCCAUGGGCUCGAUGUUUAUUCAACACGCGUCGAUUUCCGAGUACUUGAUCUUUUUCGGGACAGCUAUCGGAACAGAGGGCCAUACCGGUCUUCACCCCAGCAACGACUACUUUUACAUUCUUGAGGGCGAGCAAUGGGCACAUAAGCUCGGAGACCCGAAGCCAGAGAUCUACCGGCCUGGUGAUAUGCACUGGCUUAAGCGCGGCCAGAUGAAGCAGUACUCGAUGCCAUCUACAACAUGGGCACUCGAGCUCGCGCAAGGCUGGAUCCCGGGAAUGCUUCCGUUCGGGUUCGCCGACACAUUCUUCUCGACGCUGGAUUUUAAGACGCUCGGACGUACCAUUUACUUUACGGCCAAGGCGAUGAUUGAGAAUAUGUUGCGCGGCAAGUUCUAGUUUACAGAAUCAGAUUCAAUAUGUAGCUAAGGAUGAAGUUAAGGAUGAAGUAAGGAUGAAGUAAGGAUGAAGUAAGGAUGAGGU